Messenger RNA from Sapajus apella (tufted capuchin), 2080 nucleotides. RefSeq lists its product as uncharacterized. Gene Ontology annotation, biological process: negative regulation of DNA-templated transcription. Lineage: Eukaryota; Metazoa; Chordata; Mammalia; Primates; Cebidae. The record is from RefSeq and is a predicted model, not a curated record.
AUGGAGCCCGGCGGGGACCACCGGAGCCGGAGCAGCGGCGGAAGGGGCUGCCCCGGGCCAGCAGUGGCCUCGGCACGGGGCCGACGGCUGCCGCCCGCCGGAUCGAGCGGCGGCGCGGAGCCAGAGGAGGACGAAGGCGGGCAAGAUCUUCAGCUGGAAGGGGGUGCCUUGGGGUCCUGGGGGAGUGCCCCCCUGCCCUCCUCCAGGGCCAGGGGACCAGCAUCUUCAGGCAGGAAGUAUUCAGACCACUGUGAGGCCCGGGCCUCGAGGCCUGGCAAGAGCCGCAUCUCUGGCCGUGACCACCUGGGCUACUACCACGACCACUGGCGGCUGGAGUACCUGAUGGACUUCAACCCUGCCCGGCACGGCAUGGUGUGCUGCAGCUCCCUGGCCACGCUCAAGCUCAGCACCAUCAAGCGCCACAUCCGCCAGAAGCACCCCUACUCCUUGCACUGGAGUCCCCGGGAGAAGGAAGUCAUCAGCAACAGCUGGGAUGCGCACCUGGGGCUGGGGGCCUGCGGAGAGGCCGAGGGCCUGGGGGUCCAGGGGGCUGAGGAGGAGGAGGAGGAGGAGGAGGAAGAAGAGGAGGAGGAGGGGGCCGGUGUCCCAGCUUGCCCGCCCAAGGGCCCAGGCAAAGCCCCAGCUGGUGGGGGCUGCCGGCGCCAGCGGCGAGGGGGGCCAGUGGCACCCCGGGCUCGGCGUCUGCGCCUCUCAGCCUCCCGGAGGGCCGGGGGCAACAGGGGGCUGGGGGCCCGGCGCCUGGAGAGGAGGCUGAAGGAGUCCCUGCAGAACUGGUUCCGGGCCGAGUGUCUCAUGGACUACGACCCGCGGGGGAACCGGCUGGUGUGCAUGGCCUGUGGCCGGGCACUGCCCAGCCUGCACCUGGACGACAUCCGUGCCCACGUGCUGGAGGUGCACCCCGGCUCCCUGGGGCUCAGCGGCCCCCAGCGCAGUGCCCUGCUGCAGGCCUGGGGGGGCCAGCCCGAGGCGCUGUCUGACCUCACCCAAUCCCCACCAGGCGAUGACCUCGCCCCCCAGGACCUGAACAGAAAGAGCCGAGACUCGGCCUCCGCUGCUGGAGCCCCCUCCUCUCAGGAUCUCAGCCCCCCAGACGUAAAGGAAGAGGCUGGCUGGGUCCAUGAGAGGCCCGGGCCCGCAGAGGCGGAGGAGCUGGAGGAGGUCGAGGGCGAGAGGGCGGGGGUCCCGGGCCGGUUGCUGCGAGGCCGCACCCACCGCCGCCACCCCCAGGAGCGCUGGCGGCUGGAGUACCUCAUGGAGCUGGACGGCGGCCGGCGCGGCCUGGUGUGCGGAGGCUCGUUGGCCUCGCUCAAGAUGAGCACCAUCGAGCGCCACAUCCGCCGGCGCCACCCGGGCUCCACGCGCCUCGGCGGGCCCCUCCAGGCCCUCAUCGCCCGGGAGUGGAGCGAGAAGGCCGCCCACCUGCUGGCCCUGGGGCUACCCCGCCCCGAGUCUCCCCCUGGCCCCGCCGCCCCCCGCACGGCCGCAGCCUCCGAGGAGGGGGGAGGGGACGAGGAGGAGGAGCCAGAGGAGGAGGCGUGGGGUGACGUCCCGCCGUCCCCUGGGGCUCCGCUGGAGCGGCCCGCUGAGGAAGAGGAGGACGAAGAGGACGGCCAGGAGCCCGGGGAACUCGCCUUGCCGCCGCCGCCUCCCCCACCGCCCCGCAGCCGGGAGCAGCGGCGGAACUGCCAGCCGCGCUGGCGGGGCGAGUACCUGAUGGACUACGACGGCAGCCGGCGCGGCCUGAUGUGCAUGGUGUGCGGGGGCGCGUUGGCCACUCUCAAGAUGAGCACCAUCAAGCGCCACAUCCUGCAGGUGCACCCCUUCUCCAUGGACUUCACGCCCGAGGAGCGCCAGACCAUCCUGGAGGCCUACGAGGAGGCGGCGCUGCGCUGCUACGGCCACAAGGGCUUCGCGCCGCCCGCCCCGGCGCCGCGUGACGGCGGCGCGGACCUCAAGUCUGGCGCCGUGUGUCGGGCGUAGCGGCCUCGUGGGUCUCCGGGUCGGGUCGGCCCCGCUCCGCCCUGCCCUGGCUCUCCUGGCCCCCCUUGCUGGGAGACCC